GCCAAAAACUGCAACUAUGGCGGAUUUACAUUUGUAUAUUUAUCAUUGGAAAUAAAUUUUCGUAAUUUCAGGUUCUGAAAGAGAUAGUCUAGCGUGCGCGCAGCCAAUCCCUGCUCCGAUCUCUUUCCUAUUUCUGCUUCAGACGGCUCUUCUAACCAAGAUUUUCAUCUCUCUUGCCUUUUCUUUCCAUGUCAAAACCCUAAGAGUUCAGCUAUAAAUAAUGGUACCCAGUUUCCGGGGAAGAAGAUCUAACCAUGAGGGGUUAGUGAUUGAGGAUUCCCUCUGGAUCGAUUCAUGUUCCUCCAGAAUGCUUGCAAUUUCGUCGAAAGUUUCGAAUUGCUUCUGCUAGCUUCCGUUAAAAUUCCUUGUAUUCUAGCUUCUGAAGAUUUCUGUUUCUGUUCCCGAUCUUUCAAAUGAUUUCGAAUCCCAACUUCAUCUAUUAUGCCUGCAUUGCUAGAGGAAACACAGUCCUCGCUCAAUAUAGGUCCAAGGAACCGAAGAUCGAAGAGUUAGCUGCAGAAUGCCUUGCCAAAACCCCUCUCCACCAUUCCAUCUUCUCUCACACUGUCAAGAAAAGGACUUACACGUUUGUGAUUCAUGAACCUUUUGUCUAUUUUGCGAUAUUUGAUGAAGAGCUCCUGAAGUCAGAGGGUUUCUGGUUCUUGAAUCGCAUCAAGAGCGUGCUUGAUGAGGUAUUGAACGGCGGGUUGAUCAUGGGUUCGGAAGAUUUUACUCCCCUUUGUUUCCAAUCACAAUUUGAUCCCUUCUUUCGCAAAACAUUGGCUCUGGAUUUGAAUUCGGAUUCGGAUUUGGACUCUCUAGAUCCGCAGCGGGGCGAGGACUCGGACAGCCGAAACUCCGGCAUGGAUUCUGUCCAAGGGAAGAGAUCGGCGAUGGCCCCCUUGCUUGCGAUGCCUGGGUUGAAGAAGAAGAAGAGGGUGAACACGGAAGCCAAUGAUAUGGAUGUGAAAAAUGGUGCAACGGAGAACAAGGUGGAUUUGUGUGAUUGCUUAGAUGGUUUUGCCAGAGAUUUUCCAUUUCCAGGACCCAACAAGAGCGUGAUCAACGAUCGACAAAAAGCAAAGCAAAUAUGGAAGAAGCAUGUGUGGGUGGUUCUGAUGCUGGAUGUAUUUGUAUGUGCAGUUUUGUUUGUGAUAUGGUUAUGGGUUUGCAGAGGGUUCAAGUGCAUGGAUAGAUGAAUCCAAGGAGACUGAAAUAGCCUCUUUUUUGUCCCUUGUUUGGGGAUUGUUCACUUGUUUCCUUCCAAGUUCCUUUUGAAGACCAUGAACUGCAGAGCCAAACUGUGUAAAUGGGAAAACGGGUAUAUAUGUAUGUAUGUGGAAUUGGGGGUUUGGGUUUGCUUCAGCUCAUUUUUGAUUUCCUCUUGGAAAUUUCCCCACUGAAGGGAAACGAUUUAUGAAUGAAUAUGUGAAGAUUUACUAAUUCAUCUUGUUCUUUCUGUUCUCAUACCCUUAUUUGACUUUAUUGAAUGAUUAGAGACAAAUU
Molecule: messenger RNA, 1506 nt
Organism: Neltuma alba
Lineage: Eukaryota; Viridiplantae; Streptophyta; Magnoliopsida; Fabales; Fabaceae
Product: phytolongin Phyl2.2-like
Exons: 1
Coding region: 414-1199 (261 amino acids)
Cellular component (GO): membrane
Source: RefSeq, a predicted model, not a curated record